This is a messenger RNA of Orbilia oligospora ATCC 24927, 333 nucleotides long. RefSeq lists its product as uncharacterized. Lineage: Eukaryota; Fungi; Ascomycota; Orbiliomycetes; Orbiliales; Orbiliaceae. The transcript has 2 exons. The record is from RefSeq and is a predicted model, not a curated record. Bases 1 to 333 code for a protein of 110 amino acids.
AUGGCAACUGUCGCAAAACCAACCAGCUGCUGCGGAAAGACCUCUGACUGCGUCUGCGCCAGAGAAGCUACCUGCUCUUGUGGAGAAAAGCCAGCCCUAGCCUGCUCCUGCUCCAAGUCUGCGUCGGAAAACCAAGUCACCGGUGCCCGUUGCUCGUGCGGAAAACGCCCCGCUCAGGCUUGUACCUGCUCUCGCGCCGCCUCUGAGAACCUUGUUGUCAAGGGUGAAAGUUGUGUUUGUGGGAGCAGACCGAAGGAUAGCUGCACUUGUGAAAUGAACAAGAGCGGUGCUGGAUUACGGGCCCAUGAGGUUGAUUUUACCAAUUUGAAAUAA